GUGGAAUAUCAUUUUAAAUGCUAAUGAUUUGCAGGAUCUUUGUAUUAUACUUCACUAUUGAAUUGAUUUCGUCCCAACCGGAACCUGUUUACAUAAGCGAUGAUACUAAAGAUGUAUCCAUUCAACCUGAAACUAAUAUAACACCACUUAGUCCGAUUAGGCUUCUAAUACUAUCAUUAGACGAGGUUAAAUUAAUGAGAUCAGUGGUUGACAAUUUGAUUACGAAACUAAAUAUUAUAUCACCUUCAAGUUCAGCUAAUAAGCCUCUUCAUAAUGGAUUAUUAUCAAAUCUUUGCAUUAUUUCUUAUAUCAUUCUAACACUUUUAUUAAUAUUUAGAAAAUACUGACGAUACU
Schistosoma intercalatum is the source of this 354-nucleotide messenger RNA. Lineage: Eukaryota; Metazoa; Platyhelminthes; Trematoda; Strigeidida; Schistosomatidae. The record is from the annotation of a GenBank genome assembly.